UCUCUACCCCAAACUAUAUUGAUACUCCGGUAUACUCUCCCCUCUCGCCCCUUUAACAUUCGCACAUAGUCGGCUUUCUGUUUUUCUUCUUUGCAUUCGAGAUCAAAUGGCACAAAUACCACGCAACUUCCGUCUGCUCGAAGAGCUAGAGAAAGGUGAAAAGGGUAUUGGCGACGGUACCUGCAGUUAUGGUUUAGCGGAUGACGAUUUGCUCAUGUAUAACUGGCAUGCCACUAUUCUCGGUCCUCCUCACUCUGUUCAUGAGAAUCGUAUUUACAGUUUAAAGAUUUAUUGCGGCGAAUCGUACCCUGACGAUCCGCCAACAGUACAAUUCGUAUCGCGGAUCAAUUUACCUAGUGUGAACCCUCAGAAUGGCAAGGUCGAGCCAAGCCGUUUGCCUUGCUUGGCACAUUGGAGACGCGCAUACUCCUUGGAAACUGUGUUGACCGAACUGAGAAGAGAGAUGGCUACGAUCGGUAGAAAGUUGCCUCAGCCUGCCGAAGGAAUGACAUUCUAAGUUGAGAAUAGAGAAAGAAGAGAUGGAAAAAGAAAAAUUAAAGAAAGAUGACAUUUCACAUUUACGCAACACACAUACACAAAACAUAUCUUCCUCUGUUGCACCCACCCCUCCAAUUUACCAAACAACAACAAAUUAUAUCUUGCAAUUGCUUUCAUUUUCAAAAUAAGUUCUUCAAAUACGAAAAUCCGGUUUUCAUACAGAAGCAGACAAGCAAUCUCUAGUGAGCA
Messenger RNA from Zychaea mexicana, 747 nucleotides. RefSeq names its product ubiquitin-conjugating enzyme/RWD-like protein. Gene Ontology annotation, cellular component: nucleus. Lineage: Eukaryota; Fungi; Mucoromycota; Mucoromycetes; Mucorales; Lichtheimiaceae. The transcript has 5 exons. The record is from RefSeq and is a predicted model, not a curated record. The coding region runs from base 107 to 517 and encodes 136 amino acids. Gene Ontology annotation, biological process: protein K63-linked ubiquitination; DNA damage tolerance.